AUGCAGAUUUUCACCAUUUUCCUCCUAAUUGUGCUGGCGAUAUGUCAAUGGGGAUACGCCGAAACAAUUCCCUCAACCUCCGGCGCAGAAGAUGGCCCCGCAUCCACUGAAGUGGAGGACUUCGUUGCCAAACCCAUCGAAGAGAUAGAAGAACUAUUCCACCAAAAACAGUACCAAAUCGUCAUCAAAGAAUGCGAACGCCUGAUUGCCUAUGAUUCAGCGCGCUGGGAAUCACACUGGGCACGCCUAAAGCUAAGCGAAUGCUAUACUGCGCUCGGACAACCUGAGAAAGCACAAGCGAUUUUGGCUGAAGUUGAGAUUUCCUCCCCCGAAGAACAGAGAGAGGUCUUGGUGUGGCAGCUUCACUAUGCGAUUGAGAAAGGGAAACUCGAUAACGCCGACAAACUGGUAGACACAAUCGAAACGAAAUUCAUCGGAGAGGACUUCGUACUUGAGACGAUGGAGCAAAUCAUCGACUCCUACCGAGAGCGAGGUCGGCUUGAAGAUGCCCGCCGACGAAUUGAUCAGAUGCUCCAACAGUAUCCCUUUCAAGAAAAAACGUUCUGGUUGUCAUUCCGUCUGGGCGAGCACUACUGUGACCGUGGGGAACAUCAACAGGCAAUCGAACUGUUCGAGAAAAUACGGAAGUACCAUCCAUACCAUAUUGAAGCCUCCGUCCAACUCGCUCGAGUCUAUCAAGAAAUAGGGGAAUUUGACCGCGCGAUCGAGACUUGCAAUGCAGCGAUCGAAACCAAUCCCACACACUGGACAGUCGUCCAUCUCUGGUCAAUGCUAGGCGAUAUACACCAAGAGAAAGGCGACUUGCAGGCUGCCUUCAAAGCGUUUCUCACCGCCAGCGAAUUUCGUGGCACAGAUGAAGCGCGCUGGGCACUCCGUCGUGUCGCACAACUACACCAACUACUAGGUGAAUCGGAGCAAGCGGUAGAGCUGCUGACUCAACUCUCCGUCAAGGGCUUGCCUGACAGAUUUGAUACAGAGGUAUUAAUCAAUCUUGCCGCAAUCUAUGUCGACAGUUCCGACUACGAGCGCGCAGAAUCAACACUCAAAGAGCUCAUAGAAUCCUAUCCCCAAACCCAACAUGCCCAAGAGGCCAUGCUGCGACUCCUCGAAAUGUACUGGGAGACCAAUCAACGCGAAAAAGCGGUUGAUUUUUUUAGAUCCCUCCUCGCUCACCCAAAUCCGCAUCUGCGCGUUCAAGUCAUCCGCCGUUUCAUCGAAGAAUCGCAUGAAGAAGGCAUCCUCCCCGAAUUGGAAGCGAGAGGUAAACUUCCCGAACUUGCGAGAAUACUCCGUCAAGCCGUGGACAGAGCGACCAGCCCUGCCGCUGCAUUGGGACUGUUGCGCGGUCUGGCUGUCAUCGCCGAAUGGCAGGAUGAUUGGGAUGAGGCAAUCAAGGUUAAUGCACGGCUCAUCGAGAGAUUAUGA
Messenger RNA from Geodia barretti, 1446 nucleotides. The record is from the annotation of a GenBank genome assembly. NCBI's taxonomy places the organism in Eukaryota, Metazoa, Porifera, Demospongiae, Tetractinellida, Geodiidae.